This is a messenger RNA of Conger conger (European conger), 4749 nucleotides long. It is a transcript of the gene flt4, whose product is annotated as fms related receptor tyrosine kinase 4. Gene Ontology annotation, biological process: multicellular organism development; protein phosphorylation; cell surface receptor protein tyrosine kinase signaling pathway. Gene Ontology annotation, molecular function: transmembrane receptor protein tyrosine kinase activity; ATP binding. The record is from RefSeq and is a predicted model, not a curated record. NCBI's taxonomy places the organism in Eukaryota, Metazoa, Chordata, Actinopteri, Anguilliformes, Congridae. The transcript is spliced from 30 exons. Gene Ontology annotation, cellular component: signaling receptor complex. The coding region runs from base 290 to 4444 and encodes 1384 amino acids.
CCUGAGUCACGAGUAGUUAAAAAGGGGAAAAGGAAAUCAUUGUAAAUCCAUUCUGAUCUUUAAAAAAACAUUUCCUUUUAACAGGAAAAGCGCUUUUCUUUUCGUUGACAUUUCACACAUCCUCUGCAAAGCUGCCGAGCAGACAAUCGCGUCUCCGAAGCUCACCUGAGUUUGGCUCCGUCUGGGACAGUUACUUUUCAUUUGCUUUCCCGCGUCUGACUUCAUCAAUAACAGUAACAGACGAGUUUAAUAUAAGAUUUAAAAACAACAGAGGACUGGAAAUCUGGAAAUGAAGAGAGAUUUUACGUUUUUCUGUCGGAUUUGGAUUGGGAUCGCGUGUGUUUCAGGCCUGGUGAUUGGAUAUUCUAUGACUCCACCCAUCCUCGACAGCCCGAAAGAAGACCUUGUGAUUCAUGCCAAUGACACAUUGACUAUUACAUGCAGGGGACAGCGUACUCUGGGCUGGACGUGGCCUGAGAGCUCGCUGACCAGGCAGGACGUGACGGAGCGUCAGGAGCAGCCACGGCGAGCAGGGACGCCGGGGAACCGCACCAUCGAGGUGCGGGAGUGCCAGGGCGAGCAGGGCAGGCCGUACUGCAAGACCUUGGUGCUGACGGGCGCCUGCGGCAAUGACACCGGCUACUACCGCUGCUUCUACCAGGACAUGGACAUCAAGGCCAUCAUUGAUGGCAUCACUGCCGCCAGCAUCUAUGUCUUCGUUAGGGAUGUGGAGCACCCAUUCGUCAGAAGGAUAGAUGUGGAGACUAUAUUGGUCACAAGGUCUGCUGCAUACAUAGAGGUGCCCUGCCUGGUGGCUGUGCCUGAUCUGAAUGUCACCCUCUAUCUGAUGAAGUUCGACUCCUCUCUUGGACAGUUGAUGGAUAAGAAUCUGACCUGGAACAGUAAGAAGGGCUGGUCUGUGCCGAGCCAGGCUGUGCAGAGUAGCCCGGAUCUCAUUGGCUUCUUUUGCAGAGCUGUGCUCCAUGAUAGGGAGUUCCAGUCCGCCUUCUAUCUGAUCCACCACUCAGGAACGAUGUUUUAUGAUCUGAAGCUCUUUCCUGAGAAGUCUGUGGAGCGGAUGGCAGGGGAGGAACUGGAAUUAAACUGCACAGCACGGGUGGAGUUUGACACAGGCGUCAAAUUCAUGUGGCUGUAUCAGAGCAAGGAGGUUAACCGGACCGUGAACAUUCAGUAUGAACGCACCCAGCUGCCGCACAGCACUCAAGCCUCCAGCAUCCUCACCAUUCCGCGCCUGGACGUCUCCAACACGGGCUCUUACACCUGCCAUGCCGACACCGUCGAGAAGCCCCUGCACCUAUCCACUCAGGUCAUAGUGCAUGAAAAGCCCUUCAUCAGUCUGGACUAUAAGGAUGGGCCAGUGAAGGAAGCCACCGUGGGCCAGAAGACCUUCCGGCUGUCCGUCAAAGUCUCAGCGUACCCCCCGCCACAAGCACAAUGGUUUAAAGAUGGAAGGCUUAUCACCAAACGGCCCGAGUUCAACCGUAUGAAGUACCAGCAUCAUGCCCUGGAGAUCAAGGAGGUGUCUCAGCAGGAUGCGGGAAACUACACCAUCGUUCUGACGAACACUGCCGCCCUACUGGAGAGGAGGCUCAGUAUCACUCUGGUUGUCAAUGUCCCCCCUCAGAUCCAUGAGAAGAAGGUGGCACCGCCGACCAACCCCUACCGGAGAGGCACCCGGCAGACCAUCACCUGCACCGCCUAUGGCAUCCCAGCCCCCUCCACCAUCACCUGGCAAUGGAGGCCCUGGGGGCCCUGCGGCCUCAACCUCUCCCGCCCAAUCCUACCUCGCAGAGGAGAGCUCGUUCGGAAACGCAGAGAUCCAAUCCCGGAGUGUCAAAACUGGCAGGAAAUGGACCCAGAAAACGCAGUGAACACCUUUCAGAGCAUCGACACCUGGACAGAGAUGGUUGACGGCCGAAAUAAGACGGUGAGCAAACUGGUGAUUCUGAACGCAACUGAGUCCACCAUGUACAAGUGUUCUGCCAACAAUAAGGUGGGCAAAGACGAGAGACUCAUCUACUUCUACGUGACCACUAUCCCAGAAGGCUUUGGGAUCGAGCUGCAGCCCACAGAGGAGCCUCUGGAGCAGGACCUGGUGCAGCUGAAGUGCAGCGCGGAUAACUACACCUACGAGAGCCUGCAGUGGUACCGGCUGGACCCGCGGGCCCUGCAGGACGAGGCCGGGAAGCCCCUGUUUCUGGACUGCAGGAGCCUGUACCUGUACGCCAAGCGGCUGGACGCACAGCAGUCCUUCGACAGCCCCACUAACAGCUGGGUCCUGGAGCUGAGCAUCCCCAACAUACAGCUCCACCACGAGGGCAACUACGUGUGCGAAGUGCAGAACCGGCGCUCGGGGGAGAAACACUGCCACCGCAAGUACAUACCCGUCAGAGCCCUGGAACCCCCCCGCUACAAACACGGACCCACCAAUCAGACGGUGAACGUCAGCGAGUCUCUGCUGAUGAAGUGUGAUGUGGAAGGCACCCCCACCCCCCAGCUGUCCUGGCAGAAGGACAACCAGCCCCUGCACCCCAUGUCCGGGAUUCUGCUGCAGGACUCCAAUCGGACGCUCAGUAUCCAGCGUGUGAGAGAGGAGGAUGCUGGCCACUACACCUGCACCGCCUGCAACAAGAAGGGUUGCAUCCACACCUCCGCUACCGUGUCUGUCAUGGGGUCGGACGACAAGACCAGUGUGGAAAUAGUGAUUCUCAUCGGCACAGGGGUCAUAGCGAUCUUCUUCUGGGCCCUCCUCAUCCUCAUUUUCUGCAACGUGAAGCGGGUGAAUCCAGCUGACAUAAAGACAGGCUAUCUAUCCAUCAUCAUGGACCCAGGAGAGGUGCCACUGGAGGAUCAAUGUGAAUACCUGUCUUAUGACUCCAACCAAUGGGAGAUUCCACGGGAAAGACUGAGGCUGGGGAAGGUUCUAGGCCAUGGGGCUUUUGGGAAGGUGAUAGAAGCUUCCACCAUCAGCCUCAACAAAACCCGCAGCCUGGACACAGUGGCAGUCAAAAUGCUGAAAGAGGGAGCCACAGCCAGUGAGCACAAAGCCUUGAUGUCAGAGCUGAAGAUUCUCAUCCACAUCGGUCAUCAUCUGAAUGUGGUCAACCUGCUCGGAGCCUGCACCAGACCCAACGGCCCCCUAAUGGUGAUUGUGGAGUACUGCAAGUACGGAAACCUAUCCAACUACCUGCGGGCCAAGAGGGAGUUCUUUCUGCCUUACAGAGACCGCUCCCCCAAGACACGGAACCAGGUUCGACGCAUGAUGGAGGCCGUACAGGUGGAGCAGAGAGGCCAAGACCCCCCGUCCCCAGCCAGUGGCAAGCAGGAACAAGAAGAACCACCCACUCCAGAGAAAGCGGAUGACCUGUGGAAGACCCCUCUGACUGUAGAGGACCUCAUCUGCUACAGUUUCCAGGUGGCAAGAGGAAUGGAGUUCCUGGCCUCUCGGAAGUGUAUCCAUAGAGACCUGGCAGCCCGCAACAUCCUGCUGUCGGAGAAUAACGUAGUGAAGAUCUGUGACUUUGGGCUGGCGAGAGACAUCUACAAGGACCCUGACUAUGUGCGCAAAGGCAAUGCUCGCCUGCCACUCAAGUGGAUGGCUCCAGAAAGCAUCUUUGAUAAGGUCUACACCAGCCAGAGUGAUGUGUGGUCCUUUGGAGUUCUGCUCUGGGAAAUAUUCUCAUUGGGAGCGUCGCCAUAUCCAGGUGUUCAGAUCGAUGAGGACUUCUGUAAGCGGCUGAAAGAUGGCACACGCAUGCGGGCUCCUGAGAACGCCUCUCCUGGGAUAUACCGGAUAAUGCUAGCCUGCUGGCAAGGCGAGCCGAGGGAGAGACCCACAUUCCCUGCCCUUGUGGAAAUUCUGGGAGACCUGCUGCAGGACAACGGCUUACCGGAUGGAAAAGACUACAUCCCCUUGGAUGCGUCUCAGAGCUCAGAGGAUGAUGGAUUCUCUCAGGCUUCGUCCCGACCGCCAUCCGAGGAGGAGCUGAGGCUGGCUUGCAACACCCUGCCAAUCAGCAGAUACUAUAACUGCGUGCCAUUCGCUGGCUGCGUGACAGCAGGGCCCUCCAGGGUCUGCCACAACAGAGUGAAGACGUUCGAUGAGCUACCGCUGGAUCUCACCUCUAUGAAAACACACCAUGAUAGUCAGACAGACAGUGGCAUGGUCUUGGCCUCGGAGGAGUUUGAGAGAAUUGAACACAAGCACAGAGGAGCGCUUUCCAGAAGUCAGCAGCUGAGCAGAAGUCCAGAACAGGCAGAGGAAAGCACAGGGCAGAGCAGCAGGCACCGGCCACCCUUCCUCAGCCAGAUCUCCGGCCAGACCUUCUACAACAACGAGUACGGGCAGCUGUCCGAGGAGGGGCUGUGCGACUUCUUCUCCUCCCCGAGCGAGGGUGGAUCCGAUGGGUCAGCCAGCCCGUAGACCUGCCCCGCCCAGCGGAGUGGAAGAGAGCCGCGCCCGAUUUUACCCACUGUACUCAUCACCACUGUGUCCCGCCCCCUACCCGCCUGCAGGCUCUCUGCAGCACUGAACUGAGUCAUAAACAUAAACACACUCAGCAAUAACAAUACUCCCCCCGGCCACUGGGUGGCGCAGUUAUGUCAAACCAAAACCUUCUCAUGCAUUUUAUCACACAUCUUUAUUUUUAUCUAUCUCGAGAGUAAGCUUCUUUUGUUUUGUAUUUGUACAAAAAAGCGAAUAAAUAAAGCAAUAUAUCGGUUUCUUAA